AUGCCCCAGCUACACCAUCUCACGCUCAAUCCCAGCCUGAGAAGAUACUACGCUCCUAUCGAAGUUAUCCACCUUCCAACGAGAGCUGCGUUUCAGACUCUGAGAUCCUUUCGACUUACAUCGAUCACGUACACGCUUUCACAAUCACCACUACCUCGAUUAUUGACCGCACUCUCCUCAUCUAUGGAAGCCGUCACUCUCGGCAUUAGUGCCUUCCCCGAGCUAGUGGAUGUAAUAGAGACGAUCUCCUCUCAGUGGUCCGAGACGAUCCAAGAAAUUUCUCUCGAAGUCCUUUAUCAGCCACCCCUGUUGCACCCCCAUCUUACGUUAGAAUGGUCGGCCCUCACCCCCCUCCUGGCGUGCAGGAAUCUCAAAGUGCUCGAAAUCGACCUCGGAAACCCCGUGGAGCUGACAGAUUCUCGGGUCUCUCUCUUGGCAGGGGCGCUACCUCAUCUGCGCAUCCUGCAUAUCCACUGCACGAGGUGUCUUGGGCCAUCAGAAUACAUACCCACGGCGACUGUUCAUUCUCUGGCUGUCCUGGCCUGUUUGGAGAAUCUCACGGACUUAUCGCUGGACGUGAAUCUCGGUUGUCUCUCCCUCACCUCUGAAGACAUCCAAAAGGCCGCAAAUCCAAGAAUAAAACAGUUCCGCAGCGACAUCCUCGGCGGCCAUUCUUCAAUUGAAGUGAUCAAGGAGAGAGUGAGGAGGUUGUUCCCGAGCCUUGGGGUCGUGCUUAUAGUGCCCGGUGGACUCGGCCCAGGACAGUUUAGCGUGGAAGGAGGUGAGAAAAGGAAAGUGGCUGCGUGGCCUGCAAAGUUGCUGGAGACGUAA
Molecule: messenger RNA, 831 nt
Organism: Dacryopinax primogenitus
Lineage: Eukaryota; Fungi; Basidiomycota; Dacrymycetes; Dacrymycetales; Dacrymycetaceae
Exons: 1
Coding region: 1-831 (276 amino acids)
Source: RefSeq, a predicted model, not a curated record